AAUAGAAAAACCUACAGAUCGCAAAGCCUCCACUCUUCUCACCGUCUCUCUUCGCCCGAAAAUGACGUCAACCGACGGAAACCUCGUUAAAGAACCCAAAGCUUCCUUAAACGACACCGUAGUUGUUAAUAGCGUCAGCGCAGAUGAAGAAGACGAUAUUCCGAUGUUGAGCUCUCACACUCUGGAAGCGCUCAAGGAGUUCCUUGCAGAACAGAACCAGGCUGCCGCCGCCGCCGAAGAAUCUGUAGACGCAGAUGGGGAGGAGGUGUCGCUGGUAACGGAAAAUUGGAAUCUCAGUCAGUUCUGGUACAACCGCCAAACUGCCGAAACCAUCGCUGCCGAGGUCGCCGCUCUCUCUGAAACGCUCAUUUCCCCUCGCGUCGUCUGCAUUGCUUGCCCUACUCUUUACGCCUAUCUCAAGAGUUUCUAUGCAGUUUUCAAUUACCUGCAAUGUAACCGGCACGACAUUGGGGAUUUUCAGAAAAUUGUUCCGGGAGUACCAACACAGCUUCUUGAGUUCGACAAAAGGUUCGAGCAAUAUGGGGAUGACUUCACUUUCUAUGACUAUAACCAACCAGAGGAUCUUCCGUCAUCGUUGAAGCACUCGUUUCCAAUUGUAGUAGCAGAUCCUCCUUACCUGAGCAAGGAGUGCUUGGACAAAAUUGCAGAAACUGUUAAGUUUCUAUCUAAACCAGGAGAAAGUUUGCUACUAUUACUUACAGGUGAGGUGCAAACAAUGUUGGCUGGCGAGCUCUUAGGCUUGCGUCCAUGUGGUUUUCGACCUGAGCACUCCAGCAAACUUGGUAACGAGUUUAGGCUCUUCACCAGCUAUGAUCCCAGUGCAAGGCUCGGUGGAUGGCAACACGAUAUAUAGGACCGUUGUGCCUCCCCUUACUUGUGAUGUCGUAGUUGAUACUGUUGUUGUAAGAUUAUAGCUUUAAUUUAUAAUUGGGAGAGAAUUUUUCUUGAUAUCUUUUCUUCAGUCCAAAAUUUUGCAGGUUUCUUUCGAUAAGUUAUUUGGGACCGCAAGUGUGUGGAUACAGAUCUCUCACCAUAAACUGUAAAAUACAUUUAUAUAAAUAUAUUAGUGGCAAGCUUGUAAAACUCUGUAAUUCUGUUAUGGAGUACAUCAAUGUGAAAAGCAUACAAUGAUAGUUUCUUCUCUCUCUGUUAA
Messenger RNA from Salvia splendens (bonfire salvia), 1174 nucleotides. RefSeq names its product EEF1A lysine methyltransferase 1. Gene Ontology annotation, molecular function: nucleic acid binding; protein-lysine N-methyltransferase activity. The transcript has 4 exons. Gene Ontology annotation, biological process: methylation. Bases 62 to 874 code for a protein of 270 amino acids. Lineage: Eukaryota; Viridiplantae; Streptophyta; Magnoliopsida; Lamiales; Lamiaceae. The record is from RefSeq and is a predicted model, not a curated record.